CCCAGGGACAGGCUGCUUCUUCAACAGGUGUGAGAAAACUUCAGGAUGACGGUCACACCGGACGUCAGACUGGAGUAUCUGGAGGGAGUGGCUUCAACCAUCCUCAAGUUCAAGCCGGACAAGUGGAAUAAAAUGGUCGGAGUGGAGGAGAACAUGGCUCUGUUCACCGAGUUCUUCGAGAAGCCCGACGUCUCGGUUCUGGUGCUGACGCUGAGCCCCGCCGGCAUGGUCGUGCCCUGCCUGGGCUUCCCGGCCUCCCUCAAGUCCAAGGGGCUGUACUUCAUCAAGCAGAAGCCCGAGCAGGUCAGCAAGGACAACUACAGGGACUGCCUGGUCUACGGGGACAUCAGCCCCGCGCCCGUGGACCAGCUCAUCGCCGUCGUGGAGGAGGUCCUGUAUUCUCUGUUUAACCAAAGCGAAAACAUGAGCGGGUGGCCCCGUGUGGUCUCGGAAGAUGUCGUGAAGCAGGUGCACAAGCUGAAGAACGAGAUGUUUGUGAUGGGGGGCAAGAUCAAGGGGAAGACCCUGCUGCCCAUCCCGGAGCACCUGGGGAGCCUGGACAGCACGCUGGAGUCCAUGGACAGGAUCCCCUCCACCCUGGACAACUCGCUGCUGCACGCCAUCGAAACCAUCAUCAUCGACUGGUCCCACCAGAUCCGGGACGUGCUGAGCAAAGACUCAGCCCAGGCCCUGCUGGACGGGCGGCACCCCCUGCCCCAAGCAGAGUUUGAAUUCUGGGACAGCCGGCUGAGGAACCUCAAGUGCAUCCAUGAGCAGCUCAACAGGCCUAAAGUGAACAAAAUCGUCGAGAUCCUGGAAAAAGCCAAAAGCUGCUACUGGCCAGCCCUGCAAAACGUGUAUAUGAACGUCACAGAAGGCCUGAAGGAAGCCAGCGAUAUUGUCCUGUAUCUGAAGCCUCUGCAGAUCUUGCUGGAGGAGAUGGAACAGGCCGACUUCACGAUGCUGCCGACCUUCAUCACCAAGGUGCUGUGCACCGUCUGCUUCAUCUGGGCCACCUCCGGGCACUACAACACGCCCUCCAGGAUCAUCGUCAUCCUGCAGGAGUUCUGCAACCAGCUCAUUGAGAUGACACGGACCUACCUGAGCCCCGAGGAGGUGCUGAAGGGCCUGGAGGGUGAAAUCGAAGAGGUCCUGGGCGCCAUCUCUCUGUCAGUGAACGUGCUGAAGGAGCUGUACCGGGCCUACGACUUCUGCUGCGCAAACAUGAAGCUGUUCUUCAAGAGGGACAAGGAGCCCGUGCCUUGGGAAUUCCCUUCGUCCCUUGCGUUUUCCAGGAUCAACACCUUCUUCCACCGCGUCCAGACCAUUGAGGAUCUUUAUAAAACAGCCAUUGAGUUUCUGAAGCUGGAGAAGAUCGAGAUUGGAGGCGUGCGGGGGAACAUCCUGGGAAGCCGGGUCACUCAGCUCUGCGAGGAGGUCUUCGAGCUGGUGAAGGUUUUCGCCGACUGCAGAUACGACCCCUUGGACCCUGGAGAUUCGAGUUUUGAUGAUGAUUAUGCUGAUUUUGAGACCAAAAUUCAAGACCUGGACAGGAGACUGGCCACGAUCUUUUGCCAAGGGUUUGACGACUGCAGUUCCAUUGAGUCCUGUGCAAAGCUGCUGUACAUGUGCGGUGGCCUCUUGGAACGGCCACUGAUCCUCGCCGAGGUGGUGCCCCGGUACUCGGUCAUGCUGGAGCUGUUUGACGCUGAGUUGGACAACACCAAGAUCCUGUAUGACACCCAGAUUGCGGCCUCGGCAGACAGGAACAUCCCCCCCAUCCAUAAAAACAUGCCUCCGGUGGCCGGACAGCUCAAGUGGAGCCUGGAGCUGCAGGAGAGGCUGGAGGGCCCCAUGAGGGACCUCAAACACAUCGAGCACCCGGUCAUGUCCAGCGUGGAGGCCAAGCUGAUCUACCAGAAAUACGAUGAGAUGAUGGAGCUGUUGAGAAGCUACCGAGAGAGGAUCUACCAGCAGUGGGUGGCGGGGGUGGACCAGGACUGCCACUUCAACCUGGGGCAGCCCCUGAUCCAGCGGGACCCCGUCACUGGCCUCAUCCGCGUCAACUUCAGCAAAGCGUUGGUGGCAGUGCUGAGAGAGGUCAAGUACUUGAACUUCCAGCAACAAAAAGAGAUCCCCAGCAGCGCUGAGAAUCUGUACUCACAGUAUGAAACCUUCCGGAAGUUUGUGGGCAACCUGGAGCUCAUUGUCGGCUGGUACGAUGAGAUAAAGACCACCAUGAUGGACGUAGAAUUUCCACUGAUAAAGUCAGAGCUGGAAGCAAUCGAUGUCAAAUUACUGGAUGCCGAAACAACACUGUACUGGAAUGGAGAUGGUGUAUUUGAAUAUAUUCAAGAGAUGCGGGAAAUUCUACACAACUUGCAGAACAGGAUACAGAAGGCAAAGCGAAAUGUAGAGGGAGUUUCCCAGGCCAUGAAGGACUGGUCGGCCAACCCGAUGUUUGAGAGGAAGGACAACAAGAAAGAGGCCCUGCUUGACUUGGAUGGGAGGGUGACCAAUCUAACCAAGCGCUACACUGCGGUCAAGGAUGCCGGCCUGAAGAUCCAGGCCAUGGUCGCGGAAAACGCCGACCUCUUCAGAGCCGACGUGACAAGCCAGUCCUGGAAAGAUUAUGUCAGCUACAUUGACAGCAUGGUCUUAGAGGAAUUUGAAUGUUUCAUUCGCAAGUCUCUAAAUUACCUAAUGGACAGCAUGGUUGUCGAUGAGAGUGUCGCGCCGCUGUUUGAGGUUCACAUGGAGCUAGAGGAGGACGGGCUGGUCUUCAGUCCGUCCCUGGAGGUCAGCGGGGACUAUGGCUUCCUGGAGCUGAUUGGGAGCCUGGUCACUGACAUCUACAACGUGGCCAAGCUCAUCCCCCGGCUGGCCAAGGGCAGGAUGAGCUACAAGACCGACCUGGAAGACAUGACGGACCUCAUAGAGAUGCGAGAGGAGAUAUCCAGCCUGGUGAUCACCGCCAUGAAGGAGGCCGAGGAGUACCAGGACUCCUUCGAACGCUACUCCUACCUCUGGAUGGACGACCCCCAGGAGUUCAUGAAGAACUUCCUCACCUACGGGCGUGCCAUCAGCCCAGAGGACUUGGACACCCGGGCCGAGGAGACCCUCCCGAAGACGCCGCCCACCCUCACGCAGUUCCAGCAGCAGAUCGACUCCUACGAGAAGCUGUACGAGGCGGUGUCCAGGUGCGGGAACACCAAGGUGUUCAGCGGCUGGCUGCAGUGUGACUGCCGCCCCUUCAAGCAGGCGCUCCUCAACACCAUCAAGCGCUGGAGCUUCAUGUUCAAGCGCCACCUGAGCAACCACGUCGUCAACAGCCUUGCUGACCUGGAAGCCUUCAUGAAAGUUGCCAGGGCGGGCCUGACGAAGCCCGUCAAGGAGGGGGACUAUGACGGCCUCGUGGAGGUGAUGGGGCAUCUGAUGAAGGUCAAGGAGAGGCAGACAGCCACCGACAACAUGUUCGAGCCCCUGAAGCAGACCAUCGAACUGCUCAAGUCCUACGGGGAGGAGAUGCCCGAGGAGGUGCACAUGAAGCUGCAGGAACUGCCGGAGCAGUGGACGAACACCAAGAAGCUGGCCAUCCAGGUGAAGCAGAACGUGGCGCCCCUGCAGGCCAAUGAGGUCAGCAUCCUGAGGAGGAAGUGCCAGCAGUUCGAACUAAAGCAGCACGAGUUCAGAGAGAAGUUCAGACAAGAAGCCCCAUUCAGCUUCAGUGACCCCGACCCCUACAAGUCCCUGAAUAAGCAACAAAAGAGCAUCGUGGCCAUGGAAGGCAUCAUGGAGGCGCUGUGCAAGUCCGGGAGCCUGUUUGAAGUCACCGUCCCAGACUACAAGCAGCUCAAGGCUUGUCACAAAGAGGUCCGCCUGCUGAAGGAGCUCUGGGACAUGAUCAUCAUGGUCAACACCAGCAUCGAUGGCUGGAAGACCACGAAGUGGAGGGACAUCAACGUUGAGCAGAUGGACAUUGACUGUAAGAAGUUUGCCAAGGACGUGCGGUCCCUGGACAAGGAGAUGAAGAGCUGGGACGCCUUCGUGGGGCUGGACAACACCGUGAAGAACAUGAUCACGUCCCUGCGCGCCGUGAGCGAGCUGCAGAACCCCGCCACCCGCGACCGCCACUGGCAGCAGCUCAUGCAGGCCACCCAGGUGAAAUUUGAAAUGUCCGAGGAGACCACCCUGGCGGAUUUACUCCGGCUGAACCUACACAGAUACGAGGACGAGGUCCGGAACAUUGUCGACAAGGCCGUGAAGGAGUCCGGGAUGGAGAAGGUGCUGAAAGCCCUGGACAGCACCUGGUCCGCCAUGGAGUUUGAGCACGAGCCGCACCCGCGGACCGGCACCAUGAUGCUCAAGUCGGACGAGGUGCUGGUGGAGACGCUGGAGGACAACCAGGUGCAGCUGCAGAACCUGAUGACGUCCAAGUACCUGUCCCACUUCCUGCAGGAGGUGACGAGCUGGCAGCAGAAGCUGUCCACGGCGGACUCGGUCAUCUCCAUCUGGUUCGAGGUGCAGAGAACGUGGAGCCACCUGGAGAGCAUCUUCAUCGGCUCGGAGGACAUCCGCACCCAGCUGCCGGAGGACUCCAGGCGCUUCGACGACAUCGACCUGGAGUUCAAGGCCUUGAUGGAAGAUGCAGUGAAAACGCCCAAUGUGAUUGAAGCCACCAACAAACCUGGCCUCUACAACAAACUUGAGACCCUGAAGAAGAGCUUGGCCGUGUGCGAAAAGGCCUUGGCCGAAUACUUAGAGACGAAAAGACUGGCUUUCCCAAGGUUCUACUUUGUCUCCUCGGCCGACCUCCUAGACAUUCUGUCCAACGGGAAUGACCCCGUGGAGGUAGGCGGGCCCCCGACAUUCCGAAAACAGGCCGACUUCAGCUGGAUGGAGUCAACCCCCGCCCUGUCCUCCGCGGCCCAGGGCUACUGCUCCUUGGGCCGCACCCUCCGGGAUCCACCAGACACCUUGGUGGCCACCCCACUCCCAUCUCUAGGGAUUCUUGAGAAGCCUCUGGAGAAGAAAUCCGGGCGGAAUUACGGGCCGCCAGGCACCAAGAAGCUGAUCUACUUCAUCGACGACAUGAACAUGCCCGAGGUGGACAAGUACGGGACGGUGGCCCCGCACACCCUCAUCCGGCAGCACAUGGACCACGGGCACUGGUAUGACAGGCAGAAGCUGACGCUGAAGGACGUCCACAACUGUCAGUAUGUGGCGUGUAUGAACCCCACCUCUGGCUCCUUUACCAUCGACCCCCGGCUUCAGCGCCACUUCUGUGUAUUUGCCGUGAGCUUCCCGGGCCAGGAGGCCCUCAUGACCAUCUACAGCACCAUCCUGACCCAGCACCUGGUCUGUCGCUCGGUCCCCAUGGCGGUCCAGAGGAUGAGCGGCCAGCUGGUGGCCUCCGCCCUGGCCCUGCACCAGAAAGUCACAUCAACGUUUCUUCCCACCGCCAUCAAGUUUCACUAUGUCUUCAACCUCAGGGACCUCUCCAAUAUUUUCCAGGGCCUCCUAUUCUCUUCCGCAGAGAUCCUGAAAAUCCCACUGGACCUCGUCCGCCUCUGGCUGCACGAAGCCGAGCGAGUGUACGGCGACAAGAUGGUGGACGAGAAGGACCAGACAACGCUGCUCAGGGUCACCAUGGCUUCCACCAAGAAGUUCUUCGACGACCUCGGUGAGGAGCUCUUAUUCGCCAGACCGAACAUCUACUGCCACUUCGCUCAAGGGAUCGGCGAUCCCAAGUACCUCUCGGUGACCGACGUGGCUCAGCUGAACAAGCUCCUGAUGGACGUCCUGGACAGUUACAACGAGGUCAACGCGGUCAUGAACCUGGUGCUGUUCGAGGAUGCGGUGGCUCACAUCUGCAGGAUCAACCGCAUCCUGGAGGCCCCGCGGGGGAACGCCCUGCUGGUGGGGGUGGGCGGCAGCGGCAAGCAGAGCCUCUCGCGCCUGGCCGCCUACAUCAGCGCGCUGGACGUGUUCCAGAUCACCCUCAAAAAGGGAUACGGGAUCCCCGACCUCAAGCUCGACCUCGGCGCUCAGUACAUCAAGUCGGCCGUGAAGAACGUUCCCUCGGUGUUCCUGAUGACAGACUCCCAGGUGGCCGAGGAGCAGUUUCUGGUGCUGAUCAACGACCUGCUGGCCUCGGGGGAGAUCCCGGGGCUGUUUGGGGACGAGGAGCUGGAGAACAUCAUCUCCUCCAUGCGGCCCCAGGUGAAGUCCCUCGGCCUGACGGACACCCGGGAGGCGUGUUGGAAGUUCUUCAUCGACAAAGUGCGCAAGCACCUCAAGGUGAUUCUAUGUUUCUCCCCCGUGGGCUCCGUCCUGCGUGUCCGAGCAAGAAAAUUCCCUGCUGUGGUCAACUGCACAGCCAUCGACUGGUUCCACGAGUGGCCGGAGGACGCCCUGGUGUCCGUCAGCGCUCGCUUCUUGGAGGACACGGAGGGGAUUCAGCCGGAAGUCAAGGCCUCCAUCAGCCUCUUCAUGUCCCACGUGCACACGACCGUCAAUGAGAUGUCCAAGGUGUACCUGGCCACCGAGAGGCGCUACAACUACACCACACCCAAAACCUUCCUGGAGCAGAUCAAACUGUACCAGAGCCUGCUGGCCAAGAAGAGGAUGGAGCUGGUGGCCAAAAUCGAGAGGCUGGAGAACGGCCUGAUGAAGCUGCAGAGCACGGCCUCCCAGGUGGAUGACUUAAAAGCCAAGCUGGCGGUUCAGGAGGCUGAGCUCAAGCAGAAAAACGAGAAUGCGGACAAGUUGAUCCACGUGGUGGGCGUGGAAACCGAGAAGGUCAGCAAAGAGAAAGCCAUUGCUGACGAGGAAGAGGUCAAGGUGGAGGUCAUCAACAAGAAUGUCACUGAGAAACAAAAGGCCUGUGAGACGGACCUGGCCAAGGCAGAGCCGGCUCUGCUGGCUGCGCAGGAGGCCCUGGACACUCUGAAUAAGAACAAUCUGACAGAGCUGAAGUCCUUCGGGUCCCCCCCGGAUGCCGUGGUCAACGUCACAGCCGCCGUCAUGAUUCUGACUGCUCCCGGGGGCAAGAUCCCCAAGGACAAGAGCUGGAAGGCUGCGAAAAUCAUGAUGGGCAAGGUGGACACCUUCCUGGACUCCUUGAAGAAGUUUGACAAGGAGCACAUCCCUGAGGCCUGCCUGAAAGCGUUUAAGCCCUACCAGGGCAACCCCACCUUCGACCCCGAGUUCGUCCGCUCCAAGUCCACGGCCGCCGCGGGCCUGUGCUCCUGGUGCAUCAACAUCGUGCGCUUCUACGAGGUCUACUGCGACGUGGCCCCCAAGAGGCAGGCGCUGGAGGAGGCCAACGCCGAGCUGGCGGAAGCACAGGAGAAGCUCUCCCGCGUCAAAAAUAAGAUCGCGGAACUCAAUGCCAACCUUAGCAACCUGACGUCAGCGUUUGAAAAAGCAACCGCGGAGAAAAUCAAGUGUCAGCAGGAGGCAGACUCCACCAAUAGGGUGAUCUCGUUGGCUAACAGGCUGGUAGGAGGACUGGCUUCGGAAAACGUCCGCUGGGCCGAAUCGGUGGAGAACUACAAGGGCCAGGGGGUCACCCUGUGCGGGGACGUACUGCUGAUUUCCGCCUUCGUGUCCUACGUGGGCUACUUCACCAAGAAGUACCGAAAUGAGCUGAUGGAGCGCUUUUGGAUCCCUUACAUAAAUCAACUGAAGGUCCCCAUCCCGACCACGGAGGGUCUGGACCCCUUGAGCCUGCUGACCGACGAUGCGGACGUGGCCACCUGGAACAACCAGGGGCUCCCCAGCGACCGCAUGUCCACGGAGAACGCCACCAUCCUGUGCAACACGGAGCGCUGGCCCCUCGUCGUGGACGCCCAGCUGCAGGGGAUCAAGUGGAUCAAGAACAAAUACGGCAGCGAGCUGAAGGUCAUCCGCCUGGGGCAGAAGAGCUACCUGGACAUCAUCGAGCAGGCCGUCUCAGAAGGGGGCACCUUGCUCAUUGAGAACAUUGGCGAGACUGUGGACCCCGUGCUGGACCCUCUGCUGGGCAGGAACACGAUCAAAAAGGGAAAGUUCAUUAAGAUCGGUGACAAGGAGGUGGAGUACCACCCCAAGUUCCGCCUGAUCCUGCACACCAAGUACUUCAACCCCCACUACAAGCCCGAGAUGCAGGCCCAGUGCACCCUGAUCAACUUCCUGGUCACCAGGGACGGGCUCGAGGACCAGCUCUUGGCCGCCGUAGUGGCCAAAGAGCGCCCGGAUCUGGAGCAGCUGAAGGCAAACCUCACCAAGUCACAAAAUGAAUUUAAGAUUGUCCUGAAGGCGCUGGAAGACUCCCUGCUGGCCCGGCUGUCGGCCGCGUCGGGGAGCUUCCUGGGGGACACUGCCCUAGUAGAGAAUCUGGAAACCACCAAACACACAGCCAGCGAGAUCGAGGAGAAGGUACAAGAGGCCAAAAUCACAGAGGUUAAAAUCAACGAGGCGAGAGAGAGCUACCGGCCAGCGGCAGAGAGGGCGUCCCUGCUGUACUUCAUCCUGAGCGACCUCAACAAGAUCAACCCCAUCUACCAGUUCUCGCUCAAGGUGCGGCCGCGCCCGGGCCGGGAGCCCGCCGUCCGGAAGCGCGUCAUCAACCUGAUGGACGAGAUCACCUACUCCGCCUACAUGUACACGGCCCGCGGGCUCUUCGAGCGAGACAAGCUCAUCUUCCUGGCACAGGUGGCGUUUCAGGUCUUGUCCAUGAAGAAAGAGCUGAACCCGGUGGAGCUGGAUUUCCUCUUGCGGUUCCCGUUCAAGGCUGGGGUCGUGUCACCGGUGGACUUCCUGCAGAAUCAGGCCUGGGGCGGCAUCAAGGCCCUCGCGGAGAUGGACGAGUUCAAGAACCUGGACAGCGACAUCGAGGGGUCCGCCAAGCGGUGGAAGAAGCUCGUGGAGUCGGAAGCCCCAGAAAAGGAGAUCUUCCCCAAGGAGUGGAAGAACAAAACGGCCCUGCAGAAGCUCUGCAUGGUGCGGUGCAUGCGGCCAGACCGCAUGACCUACGCCAUCAAGAACUUCGUGGAGGAGAAGAUGGGCAGCAAGUUCGUGGAGGGCCGGAGCAUCGAGUUCUCCAAGUCCUACGAGGAGAGCAGCCCGUCCACUCCGAUCUUCUUCAUCCUCUCCCCGGGGGUGGACCCCCUGAAGGACGUGGAAGCCCUGGGGAAAAAGCUGGGAUUUACCAUAGACAAUGGGAAGCUCCAUAACGUGUCCCUGGGGCAGGGGCAGGAGGUGGUGGCGGAGAACGCCCUGGACGUGGCUGCGGAGAAGGGACACUGGGUCAUCCUGCAGAACAUCCACCUGGUGGCCCGGUGGCUGAGCACCCUGGACAAGAGGCUGGAGCGGUUCAGCACCGGCAGCCACCAUGAUUACCGCGUGCUCAUCAGCGCCGAGCCAGCCCCGAGCCCAGAGGCCCACAUCAUCCCCCAGGGCAUCCUGGAAAACGCCAUCAAGAUCACCAAUGAGCCACCCACAGGCAUGUACGCCAACCUGCACAAGGCCCUGGACCUCUUCACCCAGGACACCCUGGAGACGUGUACCAAGGAGAUCGAGUUCAAGUGCAUUCUCUUCGCCCUGUGCUACUUCCAUGCCGUGGUGGCCGAGAGGCGCAAGUUCGGGGCCCAGGGCUGGAACAGGUCGUACCCCUUCAACAACGGGGACCUCACCAUCUCCAUCAGCGUGCUCUACAACUACCUGGAGGCCAACGCGAAGGUGCCCUGGGACGACCUCCGCUACCUCUUUGGGGAGAUCAUGUACGGCGGCCACAUCACCGACGACUGGGACCGCCGGCUCUGCAGGACGUACCUGGCAGAGUAUGUCCGGGCAGAGAUGCUGGAGGGGGAGAUCCUGCUGGCCCCCGGCUUCCAGAUCCCCCCCAACCUGGACUACAAGGGCUACCACGAAUACAUCGACGAGAACCUGCCCCCUGAGAGCCCCUACCUGUACGGCCUACAUCCCAACGCGGAGAUUGGGUUCCUGACAGUCACCUCGGAGAAGCUGUUCCGCACUGUCCUGGAAAUGCAGCCCAAAGAGACUGACACGGGGGCAGGCACCGGCGUGUCCCGUGAGGAGAAGGUGAAGGCCGUGCUGGACGAGAUCCUGGAGAAGAUCCCGGAGACGUUCAACAUGGCCGAGAUCAUGGCCAAGGCAUCCGAGAAGACCCCCUACGUGGUCGUGGCCUUCCAAGAAUGUGAAAGAAUGAACAUCCUAACCAACGAAAUGCGCCGCUCGCUAAAGGAGCUGAACCUGGGGCUGAAGGGAGAACUGACCAUCACGACCGAUAUGGAGGACCUGUCCACAGCCCUGUUCUAUGACACCGUGCCCGACACGUGGAUGGCCCGGGCCUACCCCUCCAUGAUGGGCCUGGCGGCCUGGUACGCUGACCUGCUGCUCCGAAUUAGGGAGCUCGAGGCCUGGACAACGGACUUCGCGCUGCCCACCACGGUGUGGCUGGCCGGCUUCUUCAACCCGCAGUCCUUCCUCACGGCCAUCAUGCAGUCCAUGGCCAGGAAGAACGAGUGGCCGCUGGACAAGAUGUGUCUGUCCGUGGAGGUGACCAAGAAGAGCCGGGAGGACAUGACUGCGCCCCCUCGGGAGGGUUCCUACGUGUACGGGCUCUUCAUGGAAGGAGCUCGCUGGGACACCCAGACCGGAGUCAUCGCCGAAGCACGGCUGAAAGAGCUGACGCCGGCCAUGCCCGUCAUCUUCAUCAAGGCCAUCCCUGUGGACCGCACAGAAACCAAGAACAUCUAUGAGUGCCCGGUGUACAAAACCCGCAUCCGCGGCCCCACCUACGUCUGGACCUUUAACCUGAAGACCAAAGAGAAGGCAGCCAAGUGGAUCCUGGCCGCCGUGGCGCUGCUCCUGCAGGUCUAGCUGGCGCCGUGGGCCGGGUCCUGACCACAACUCCAAAUUUACAGUUAGAAACUCAGCCUUGCAACCACCUCUUACUUUCACAGGAACUGAUGGUUGCUUUCUGUUCUCCUAAAUAACUGAGAAUUUACAGCCACGCACAUCUGGACUAGCCAGAGGGUGGAGGGCAGUGUGGAAGAGGGGGCGUGGGUUGGAUUAAAACAAUGAAG
Vicugna pacos (alpaca) is the source of this 11093-nucleotide messenger RNA. The record is from RefSeq and is a predicted model, not a curated record. NCBI's taxonomy places the organism in Eukaryota, Metazoa, Chordata, Mammalia, Artiodactyla, Camelidae.